This is a messenger RNA of Chaetomium globosum CBS 148.51, 369 nucleotides long. RefSeq lists its product as uncharacterized. The coding region runs from base 1 to 369 and encodes 122 amino acids. The transcript has 3 exons. The record is from RefSeq and is a predicted model, not a curated record. Lineage: Eukaryota; Fungi; Ascomycota; Sordariomycetes; Sordariales; Chaetomiaceae.
AUGAUUACCAUGAACGCCAUCAUGGGGACCGCCAUGUUGUUUAUGUGGAUCAAGUGUCAACCAUUCGCCAAAGUAUGGGACAGCAGUCUCGACGGUUGGUGCAUCGACCCGAACAAGAUCGUCAUCUUGUUUCAGUGGUCUGCUGGCUGGUCCGGCUCCGCGGACGUUAUCCUCGCGCUGUUGCCCUGGGGCAUACUAUUUGGUAUGCGCCAGUCACUAAGCAACAAGGAAAGAUUGGGUAUCGCUCUUGCCAUGAGCAUGGGUGUUGUUGCUGGCGCCGCGUCCUUCGUCAAGCUUGUCAUGCUGCCCAACCUUACGGGAGAUCCAAGUAUGCAUACCUUCUCUGACCCUUUUCAGCGCCCCUUCUGA